This is a messenger RNA of Arctia plantaginis, 2238 nucleotides long. The record is from the annotation of a GenBank genome assembly. NCBI's taxonomy places the organism in Eukaryota, Metazoa, Arthropoda, Insecta, Lepidoptera, Erebidae.
AUGUUUUCUAAAGUAAUAAAAUGGCAAGUAGCGCGGGCGCGGGUGCGGGUGCGGUUGCAGCCAUGGCCGGCUGAUGGACCCGGGCUGGUGGUCACCGUCGCCGUCGGCUUCCCCGCCGCCGCCGCCCCGCGCCCCGCCACCCCGCUGUCGAUGCCGACAACCGUUCUCCACCAGCUACACUUGUUUGCCACACUAUGGGGCAAAAAGCGACUGCCACCUUCAAUGGUCACCUGCAACUCAAAAAAUGAAAGCGAAGUUAAGAACUCCAGAAUCGCAAUUGGCGUUAAAACUCUUAGUGUGCCCCAACCCCUAGAAUUAGCUAACAGAUCAGAGACUUUUUUACGUGAGUGGGAACUAGGAGGAGCCAUGUCGUUUCAAUGGCCGCCUCGAAUUCGCGCAUUUCUGACGCCGUUGGACACUUCACAAGAAUAUCUACCGCGUCGUCAUUGCGGCAACCCUCGCAAUAAAGAUACGCGGGUAUUAACUUCAAGCUUAUACGAAGCAGAUGGGUGGCCAGACGGGGAGGAAGAAUCUACGGGCGGUGCGCUGCGUGAACGCGAGCUGCGUUCGCUUCAUCGUACCGUACCUGCCUUACGUCGCCGUGAACUUGACACGAGGGCUAUCAAGCAUCAUUUCUAUCCAGAAGGUGGAUGGGGGUGGAUUGUAUGCGGUGCCGCUUUCCUUGCCCAUCUACUGUCUACUGGACUGCAGCUAGCCUAUGGUGCUCUUCAUGUUUACGCUUUGAGACAUCUCGGUUCUCACGCUGACCAUGUCGUUUGGGCGGGCGCUAUCUGCGUGGGAGUUUCCCGUGCCGCAGGCGCCCUUGUAGCGGGUCAACGAAGAUCACCGAGGCUUAUAGCUCUGCUUGGAGGUCUGUUACUGCCCCUGGCUUGUCUUUUCACUUCGUUCGCAACGCAGUUUCAUCAAACUUUACUUAGUUAUGGUGUGGUCCUCGGCGUUGGUUGCGGUCUAGUUAGGGAGGCGGCUGGUCUAGUACUAGGUGCCUACUUUAGAAGAAGGCGGCAAUUCGUGGAGUUGGUAGCCCACGCCGGCGGAGGAGUCGGCAUCGCUCUCUUCAGUGUCGCUUAUAAAGAAGCUGUCGGGAAAUUAGGUUGGCGCUUAGGUCUACAGGCAGUGACUGGAGUCCUCGUUUUGGCUUUCUUUCUGAGCGCUGUGUACCGCAGCGCUUCUCUUUAUCAUCCGCAACGACGUGCCAUUUUGCAUCUUAAAAACCAAAGACGAAAAGUAAAAGAGAAAAAAGCCUUAAAAAGAACACCGCUUAUCGAUUUAAGCUCUCUUCAAUCGAGACCUGCAAAAGUUUUGUUAUUAGCGGCCGGGGUGGCUGCGUUUGGAGUUUACACUCCAGUGUUUUUUUUGGCUUUACAAGGAUUUCAAGAAGGAUUGGAAGAAAGCGCUUUAGUGCUACUUCAAACUUUUUUGGGCUUCGCUGCUGUGCUCGGUUGUGCUGGCUUUGGGCUUGUGCUAGUACGACCGUCAGCGCAGUGUCUCGUCUCAAAACAGUAUUUGUGCCAAACUGCAUUGCUAGGCAUAGGUAUUUCCAUGCUCGCUUUAAGCAGUGUUGAAGGUUAUCACGGCUACGUGCUAUUCGCAUGGAUGUAUGGACUUUGUUUAGGCGGAUUUUUGUAUUCCAUGAAGAUGCUCACAAUGGAACGCGUUCGCGGCCGGCACUUCACGAAAGUUUGGGGCUUUGUGCAAGGCGCGGAAGCAAUUCCUGUAAUUGUAGGUGUACCCAUGACUGGAUAUAUCAACCAACAGGUACCAAGAGCAGGCUUCUACUUCUCAACAGCGGCAACAUUAGCUGGAGCAUUACUCCUAUUCUUUGUUGGAUAUUCUAAGAGAGAGCCAGAGCCUCCACCUCCUGCACCUGCUCCAACCGUAGCUGAGUCGUGUCCAUGUGUGACACCACCACCGAGAUGUGAACCUGCAUGGUGUGCCUGCAGCGCUGGAGGAGCAACUGCAUACUGCGCUUGGCCCGGUCCUACAUGUGGAUCUCGUCUUCCAAAGUCCCUUUCUUACGCUGCACCGCUUGAUCGAGUGUGUUGUUCUGCAGCACAUUGUCCAGAUUGCUACCGCCGGGCUCCUCCACUUCGCCCGUCGCGUAGUGUACCUGAGGGUCUAGCAGCUCGCGGCAAUACCUGGUCCCGCGGCGGCUCUUGUCGGACGGGAUGUCGCCGGAGAGAACACCAUCUCAUUGAACAGAUCACCACAUCCGUAUGA